This is a messenger RNA of Talpa occidentalis (Iberian mole), 1081 nucleotides long. RefSeq names its product ATPase H+ transporting V1 subunit G1 (gene ATP6V1G1). NCBI's taxonomy places the organism in Eukaryota, Metazoa, Chordata, Mammalia, Eulipotyphla, Talpidae. The transcript has 3 exons. Gene Ontology annotation, cellular component: vacuolar proton-transporting V-type ATPase complex. Gene Ontology annotation, molecular function: proton-transporting ATPase activity, rotational mechanism. Gene Ontology annotation, biological process: proton transmembrane transport. The record is from RefSeq and is a predicted model, not a curated record. The coding region runs from base 90 to 446 and encodes 118 amino acids.
CGCAGAUCUUGGGUGGCUGGGUCAGCUGACCCCAGGGGACAAUCGGGCUGAUUUAGGCCGCUUGCCUGGGCCUCACGGUCGCCGCCGCCAUGGCCAGUCAGUCGCAGGGCAUCCAGCAGCUCCUGCAGGCCGAGAAGCGGGCCGCCGAGAAGGUGUCCGAGGCUCGCAAACGAAAGAACCGGAGGCUGAAGCAGGCCAAAGAAGAAGCUCAGGCCGAGAUUGAACAGUAUCGCCUGCAGAGGGAGAAGGAAUUCAAGGCCAAGGAAGCUGCGGCUCUGGGAUCCCAUGGCAGUUGCAGCACUGAAGUGGAGAAGGAGACCCAGGAGAAGAUGACCAUCCUCCAGGCCUACUUCCAGCAAAACAGGGAUGAAGUUCUAGAUAACCUUUUGGCCUUUGUCUGUGAUAUCAAGCCAGAAAUCCAUCAAAACUAUCGCAUAAAUGGAUAAGGGAGAAGAAAGAAGUGCCUGUUCCAUGGAUUGGCAUUUUAGAUGCCAUUUUAGAUCCUGGAAUAUGAAGCUCUAGCAAGGCUUGAGUUAUAUUCUUCUGUAAAGGCAUUAAAUUAUUUCCAUAUAUUAUAUAGUCGGUCCCUUCACUUUUUGAGGAACAGCAAAUCUAGCUUCUUUGUACAGAUUUAGAGCUUAUCCAAAGAUUUCAUCUUUUUACCUCAUAUUUUUUAGAAAUUUGAUGGAUAGGCAUUGUCUGUUUUCCUAUGCUAUUAACUCAAGCAACAUAUAUAUCAAAACUGACUUUUUCUUUCUUAGAUGUAGUUAAAAAGAAGUUUUGUUAUUUUUUUUUAAAGAAAGAAAGGGAUUAAAUAUUAUUUUCCCUAAUGCUUUCUUGAAGGUCAGGGGCUUUAUCUAUGAAAAAGUAGUAAAUAGUUAUUUGUAACCUGUGUGAAGCAGCACCAAGCCUUACCGUAGUCCUUUCUGGCUAAGGCUUAGAACAGUGAAUAACUAGUAUAAUUGUUUUAUCUGCUUUUAGUUUCUCUUAAUCAAAAUUACUAGAAGAUAGAAUUCAAGAACUUGUUACAUGUUAUUACUUGGUGUACUCAGUCAUUUAAAAGUAAAGACUCUUUGUCAUG